Molecule: messenger RNA, 751 nt
Organism: Drosophila suzukii
Lineage: Eukaryota; Metazoa; Arthropoda; Insecta; Diptera; Drosophilidae
Source: RefSeq, a predicted model, not a curated record
UAACUCUCCCUUAUAAGGCAAAGUGGAUAAGUCUUUAGGCAUGUCUGGGCAACUAAAUAGCGGCGUUAAAGACAUUGGGACAGAUACUACCAAACUCGUCCGUCUUAUCCACAUUGAGCACAGCUACAACUAUGUUCCUCCUGAUGAAUCCUUUGUAACUAAAUCUCAAUUGCCACCCAAACGGACUUUACGCCAGAUGGUUUGUUCUUUGCAUGAUAGCAUAAGUCCCGGGCAGUUGGGUCAACUUUCUGUGGCGGAGUUGAAGGAGCAUAUUCGUAAGGCAGAUGUGAUUCUGAGACGAUUGCGUCGAUUUCUGGCCAGUAAUAACAGAUUCAUUGACUUUAGUCCAUUGCCUCGAUUGCAGGAGGCAAUUGUGGAGCAUUUGGCGGAGGAGAUGAGCUGCUCCACCAGAUUUUAUAAUUGUGCAGAUGGAAGGAGGUACUUGGUUGCCUAUAGGCCGGGAAUCGAACCCAAUCCCCUCGAGCUAAGGGCUCGCGAAGGCGACUUUGACUGGGGUCUGGAGGUCGAUCCUGUGGAUGAGGCGAAAGAGCAUACCAGGAUCUCCUUUCGCAAGAAGAAACUCUACUUGGAGGAGAAAUCCCAUUUGGAGAACCGCCAGCUGGCUGAGUAUUCCUGUCGUUUGGGCCGGAAAAUUCUCGAGGAGUUCAAUUCCAACAGCCAGUCAAUCUGGCAGCGUAAGCGAUGCAAACAAAAAAGCAAGAAGAUCAUAUAGUCAUAAGAUAUAUUAUUA